Messenger RNA from Penicillium olsonii, 1443 nucleotides. NCBI's taxonomy places the organism in Eukaryota, Fungi, Ascomycota, Eurotiomycetes, Eurotiales, Aspergillaceae. The record is from the annotation of a GenBank genome assembly.
AUGAUGAGAUAUUCGAAACGACCAUGGGAAAGUCUUCUCCUUCUGUCUACAUUGGGACCCAAAUUAACGCAGGCCUCUAUUGACCUCGAUUUGGACGAUGACGACUCCAUCAAGGCCGCGGCCAGAACUGCCGCUGCUGGUAUGAUGGACUACUAUACUGGUGAUCAGCCAGGCGAUGUACCAGGAAAUAUCCCAGACCCCUAUUACUGGUGGGAAGCCGGGGCAAUGUUCGGCGCCAUGGUCGAAUACUGGUACUACACCGGAGACGAUCAUUGGAACAACAUAACCACCCAGGCAUUGCUUCACCAAGUAGGCGACGACAACAAUUACAUGCCGCAGAAUCAGACACUGUCACUUGGAAACGACGAUCAGAUUUUCUGGGGCUUUGCAGCAAUGGCAGCCGCUGAGCUGGGGUACCCCGAUCCACCGAAAGACCAACCGCAGUGGCUGUCGCUUGCGGAGAAUGUAUUCAACUCGCAGGCUACGCGAUGGGACACGGCAACUUGUGGUGGCGGCUUGCACUGGCAGAUAUUCGAGUAUAACGGUGGAUAUUCGUAUAAGAACACCAUUUCAAAUGGCGGUUUCUUUGAUGUCGCGGCCCGAUUGGCGAGGUAUACGGGCAACGAGACUUUUACAGACUGGGCGAAUAAAGUCUGGGACUGGACGAAUGCUACAGGGUUCAUCGACGACGAAUGGCAUGUUCACGAUGGAGCUGAUAGCAAGAACAAUUGCACGAUUGUCAAUAUCCUGCAACAUGCAUAUCUGCCUGCGGUGUAUCUCCACGGUGCAGCAAACAUGUAUAACAUAGUAAGUGUUCGGCGAGGGUUGGGGAAUAUCCAUGCCACCCUGGAGAUAGGCAUCACUGACUUACCACAGACCGAUGGAUCCGAUAUUUGGAGAGAGCGAAUAGAAGGCCUGAUCAGUGGACUUGACACAUUCUUCCCGGAUAACGAAGACAUCAUGUCACAGCCAUGUGAACAGAAGAAGUGUGAUCUCAACUCUCGAUCUUUCAAAGCCUACCUAGCACGAUUCAUGGGUGCAACCAUUCCUCUCGCUCCUUUUACACAGAAAAGACUACAGCCCAAAAUCCGAGGAUCCUCUAUGGCUGCCGCCGAGCAAUGCAAUGGCCCCAACAAUGCCUGUGGACUGAUCUGGACUGAUCGGACCCAAUAUAAAAGCAGUACAGGAAUUGGCGAACAGAUGGCGGCGCUCGAGAUCUUCAAGGCCAAUCUCGUCCACACCGUCAAAGCGCCUGUGACUGUAAAAACAGGCGGCACCAGUAAGGGGAAUUCCGGGUCUGGCGCUGAAGACAAUGGUAGUGCAAUCGACGAGGAUAUUCGGACUCGGGCAAUCACAACAGGAGACAAAGCUGGUGCGGCCAUCUUUGCUGCCUUGGCAGUUUUGAUGCCUAUUGGCGGUGCUUUGUUCAUAGUGCUAUCUUGA